ACAGACACGUGUAUUAGCACACCAAGUCAAACCAAUCAGACGGAAUGCUUCCUAUUCCCUUUAAAGAACCCUGGAUCAUCUGUUGAAUCCUGUCAUUUUGCUAGAAUCUGUAGACCUGAAUCAGAAACAACCACAUCAAAUUACAUUUACACACCCAGACAACUCAACCAGACAGACCAAUUUGCUUUGAAGAGCAGAACCUGCAGACGUGUGAUCAAAGGAGCAGGUAGUUUUUCUGACAGAAAGUCUACAUAUCUGAUAUCUACUCAGGCACGAAAGAAAGACUCGUCCUCUCAGGAAACAGGGAGAAGAGGGGCUCCGAAGAAAGAUGUUUCCAAUUCAUCACAAAAGAGCUACCCUGAUUCAGAUACAGAUUCCAUCAAAUCUAAUUCAAGUCGAACAAGCUCUCUAAAGGAAAACACACAUGCGAGAAAACACAAACGUUUAGAGGUACAGAUAAAGUGUGGUAUAUCUUGUAACACACAAUCUACUAGCACACACACAGCCAGGGAUACAAAGGAUGAUGCAGUGAUUCCAAUGGCCUCCCAUGACCUGCCCCACACCAGCUCCCCACGAGACAUGUACAAUCAUCCCGACCAGCAAACACAUACAGCCAUUCCAGAACUUUCCAUGGGUGACUGGAUGCCCCAAUCUGGAGCUGACAAAGCAUGCAAACAGUUGUUAACAGAAGAAGACAAUUUGACAGUUGAACAAGUGAAUUUUGCUCAGUUACAUCAGCAGGAUGAUUCCCUACUGAGGAAGCCAUCUGUUUCUGAGGAGAGGAAAAGUGAGGAAGAGAUAAUCACACUUCCUGGUCUAUAUGCACUUACAUACAUGUCAGAAAUCGUGCCCCCGGAAGUGAGACCCAAACCUGCUGUCCCUGCUAAGCCGUCUCAUGUGGUACCACCCACCAGCAUCCCCCCUGUGCCCCCCCAAGGGUCAGGGGCUGGAGGUCAGGGGUCAGGAGGAGGCUCAACAUUGCUGGGAUAUGUUGGGAUCGACACCAUUAUUGAACAGAUGAGGAAGAAGACCAUGAAGACCGGCUUUGAUUUCAACAUCAUGGUUGUAGGUCACAGUGGCUUGGGGAAAUCCACCAUGGUGAAUACUCUAUUUAAGUCUCAGGUGAGCAGACGGAGCUCUGGCUGGAGUCGUGAUGAGAAGAUCCCCAAAACUGUGGAGAUUAAAUCUGUGUCACAUGUGAUAGAGGAAGGUGGUGUGAAGAUGAAACUGACAGUGAUUGAUACUCCUGGAUUUGGGGACCAGAUCAACAAUGAAAAUUGCUGGGAGCCAAUAUCUAAAUACAUCAAUGAGCAGUAUGAGAAAUUUCUAAAGGAAGAAGUUAACAUUGCCCGUAAAAAACGGAUUCCGGACACUCGAGUGCACUGUUGUUUGUACUUCAUCUCUCCAACUGGACACUCACUACGGCAGCUAGACAUUGAGUUCAUGAAGCAUUUAAGUCGAGUUGUGAACAUCAUUCCUGUCAUUGCCAAAGCGGAUACUCUCACUCCUGAGGAAAAAACAGAGUUCAAGCAAAGGGUGAGGAAGGAGCUAGAAGUGUGUGGAAUUGAAUUUUAUCCACAAAAGGAGUUUGAUGAAGACCAGGAAGACAAGGCUGAAAAUGAUAAGAUCAGGGAGGCCAUGCCUUUUGCAGUAGUGGGAAGUGAUAAAGAGUACCAAGUCAACUGCAAACGGGUUCUGGGUCGGAAGACUGCCUGGGGAAUAGUAGAAGUUGAGAACCCAAAUCACUGUGAAUUCUCUCAACUACGGGAUUUCCUGAUCAGGUCUCACCUCCAAGACCUGAAGGAGGUCACCCACAACAUCCACUACGAGACGUACCGGGCCAAAAGGCUCAACGACAAUGGAGGACUCCAUCCCAUCUCAACCAACAACAGCACACAGGAAAGUAACCUGUAAUAAGAGGGAAACUGUGAGCGAGAGAAUGACUGACGUGAGGUCAACAGUGAAAGAUGAUAACAAAUAGUAUUUUUGCGGAUAAAUACAUUAGCAUAUGCCCUUGUGGAGCUUGUCUUAAACCUUUUUAACCAUCUGAGCAUGUUCGUUGUUGUCUCUUUUUCCAAAACGUCCUUUUUGAAACACAUAAUGACAGCACAUAAACCUAAGAUGGAGACAGACUGAAACAUUCUUGAGUAUAGCCUCUAGAUAUUAGAUAUUAGUUACUCCUAGAAGUUAAUGUGCUAUAAUAUGGAUGGAUGACAGCACUGCCAUUCAACUGCACACAAUACAUAGGAGUUGAUAAAUCUUUGUGUGAUUAUUUUCUCUAAUUUGUCUUGAUUCUCUACCUGCCAAAACAAUUCAGGACUUUUUUGCAAGUCUUGCUUAUGAUAUAUUGAUGCACACAUCAGUGUACUCCUGUUUAACAAUUGCUAAAUGCUCUGCAGCAUUUACUACUGGCUACAUGGUUUGUGUAGCUUACCCCGAUGACCAACGAUCCUUAUGGAUACCAAUUCAGGACUCUCACAUUAUCCAGAAUAGCACACCAAGUACGAAGCAGAAAUCUCUGAUUCCUCUCUACUCAAGGUUUUUUGAAGGUUUAUCCCAAUACAUUUUGUAAACGUGUUUCUAGACCACGUGUGCACAAGUGUGUUUGUGAGAGAGAAUGUGCCUUUAUAUCUUUUUAGAUCCAUCUUUCCACUUUUCAACCAACUCAAAAAGAACAUAAUAUUCAACAUUGUUAUUAUUAUUUUUUUAAUAUUUCAUGUGUGCCAUAUGAGUGUGCAUGUAUAUCACUGGAACAAAGGAAUUGCUUGAUGUCCGCUUUGGUGUUAACCACUUGAUGUUUCAGUCAAAGCAUAGGUCAAUUCAUGAUCCAUUUAGGCAAGAGAAAUUGAACUGUAUUGCACGUUAGAUCGUCUUUUACAUUCUGCCAUAAAUUUUGGAUAAAUACACCUUUUUGUUUAUUUAAUCUAAGAGCUUUCUCCUUAAUGCUUUUUGUGAAAUAUUAAAUUACAAGGAUGGUAUUCUUGCCGAGUGUUAUGUUUUUAAGUGUUAUUUAUUACAUCAUUUAAUAAAUGUUUUCCAUCAUUUUUUGACUUCCUUUGACUUUUCUGUAACUUUCUGUAAAUGUACAUCAUCUACAGCAUCCCUGUAAUGUAUUAAAAAAAAAAAAACUCAGCAGAAACAGAAAUAACAAAUCACUGCAUAAUACCUCACAAUGCUCACCUGCACAAAAACAGAGCUUAUCCAGGAACAACUGCUGAUUUUAUAACCCAAAUUUGUGGUUCUAUAUUUUCAUACUAAAUUGUGUCUCUGUUGUAGCCAGGGCUGUUUCUUGCUAUAAGUGGUAUAAGUGGUUUCUUAGUAGAAACAGACCCAAAACACAUGUAAGAAUUUAGUGUUAAUGAUUUAGUCAAUCUGUCUGCUUUCUCUGUGUUCUUGCUUAAAGAUUCUGACUGCAAAGUUGAAUUCUGGGCAAGAUGUUCUAUUUCUAUUGCUAUUGGAGUUUCGAGAUGUUUUGUUGCUGCACACACCGUGUAUCCUAUGUGUAAAUGUUUUGCCGAGAUAAAAUCUGUCCUGUAUGAUUCUGGAGAUCACCGAAGCAAGUGAGCAACAAUAUCACUUGACCACCAUGGGAUGUUUGACCUACUUUUAACCAAAACUAGUCAGCAUGGGCAAACAUGGCAGGCUCCGAUAGCCCACCAGCUAAAAGCCAGUGGAAAAGAAAAGGAAAGCUUGCCUCAUGAGUACAACUGCAAGAUAGACCAAGGUUAAAUGACAUCAUUUUUCUGGACAGAUAACUAAAAUCAUCCCAGCUAGUGCUUAGCUAUCAGGCUUAGAAUGCAUGGGCUCGACUCUACGGUAGCGAGUAUGGAGCUAUACACCUAAUGUUUUGAUUUUACAGAGAAAGAAAUGAUAACACAAAAGCAGUAACAGAGAAAAGAUAUAUUCCGCUUUUGUUUAAAGGCUCUAUUCCCAAAUGUCAACCACAAAUUACAUACCUGCGACUCAAAACUCUCCAAGGUCGAUGCAGUUAUAAUGUUUUCCGCAUGUCACCAUCUUGGUGUGGUGCAGUUCCAUCCAUCCAUUAUCUGUAGCCGCUUAUCCUAUCCUACAGGGUUGCAGGCAAGCUAGAGCCUAUCCCAGCUGACUAUGGGCGAGAGGCGGAGUACACCCUGAAUAAGUUGCCAGGUCAUCACAGGGCUAACACAUAGACACAGACAACCAUUCAUGCUCACAUUCACACAUUCAUACGGUCAAUUUAGAGCCACCAAUUAGCCUAACCUCCAUGCCUUUGGACUGUGGGGGAAACCAGAGCACCCAGAGGAAACUCACGCAGACACGGGGAGAGCAUGCAAACUCCACACAGAAAGGCCUUUGCUGGCCGCUGGGCUCGAACCCAGGACCUUCUUGCUGUGAGGCGACAGUGCUAACCACUACACCACUGUGCCACCCUACGCAGUUCCAUAGUUAUGCUAAUUAGUUAAAGCACAGUCAUUUUAAUCAAUUCCCCUCAUUACCAUAGACAUCCUCUUUGGAUGCAAUCCUAGAGGUGCAGCCUGAGGUUAGGGGAACUAUAUCAAGGUUGUACACAAGUAUAUUUGACAUGGAAGGCUGUUCAUUGACGAUAAUAAAAGAUAACUGGGAGAAGAAUAUGGGUACAAAUAUUACAGAUGAUCAAUGGUCUAACAUACUUCUAAGAAUCUAUUCCUCUUCCAUUUGUGCGAGGCAUAGCUUAAUUCACUUUAAGAUUGUGCACAGGCUCCACAUGUCUAAGGUUAAGUUAUCCAAAAUCUACCCAGAGGUUAAUCCUAUUUGUGACAAAUGUAGGCAAGCACCUGCUACUCUUUUCCACACAUUUUGGUCAUGCUUCAGUCUAACCUCAUUCUGGUCCUCAAUAUUUGAAGUAUAUUCAGCAAUUUCAGGCCUAAAUAUUGAUCCCUGUCCUUUUAUUGGACUCUUUGGUGUACCAUCAGAAGAUCUUCCCCUACAAAAGCCCCAAUUAAAUUGUAUUGCCAACUCCUCACUUUUAGCACAUUGACUCAUUCUUUUAAAUUGGAAAAAUGACAAACCUCCCUCCUUUGGCAGAUGGAUAUGUGAUGUCAUGUUUUUCCUUAAGGUUGAAAAGAUUAGAUAUACAUCGAACUGAUCAAUGGGCAAGUUUGAUGUAGUAUGGUAUCCCUUUAUUUCUUAUGUGGAACAGCUGACAAUGCACCUUGACUCUGUGUAAUGUACCCUAUAUGUAAGAUAAGUAGGUAACUAUUUUGUAGGCUUUUCUUGUGUAUCUUUUAUCUUGUGUGUCUUUUUUGUUUGUGUUUUUUUUGUAAUGUCUUAUAUUUCCUUUGAUU
Molecule: messenger RNA, 5303 nt
Organism: Neoarius graeffei (lesser salmon catfish)
Lineage: Eukaryota; Metazoa; Chordata; Actinopteri; Siluriformes; Ariidae
Gene: septin3
Product: septin 3
Exons: 10
Coding region: 538-1914 (458 amino acids)
Biological process (GO): cytoskeleton-dependent cytokinesis
Cellular component (GO): septin ring; neuron projection; cell division site
Molecular function (GO): GTPase activity; GTP binding; molecular adaptor activity
Source: RefSeq, a predicted model, not a curated record